Molecule: messenger RNA, 1703 nt
Organism: Talpa occidentalis (Iberian mole)
Lineage: Eukaryota; Metazoa; Chordata; Mammalia; Eulipotyphla; Talpidae
Gene: MAP3K7CL
Product: MAP3K7 C-terminal like
Exons: 5
Coding region: 130-558 (142 amino acids)
Cellular component (GO): cytosol; nucleus
Source: RefSeq, a predicted model, not a curated record
ACUAGGCUGACAUUCUUAACCUCCCUGGGUCUAUCAGAGAAGACUAAGCCAUCAUUUUGUCUCCAAAUUGUGGAAACCAUCCAGAACUGGCUGGAAGACUCAGGGGAAGGCCGAGGCUCAGGUGCCCACAUGAUCAGCACAGCCAGGGUAGCUGCGGAAAAGCCAGUACGCAUCGCCUUCAGCCUUGAUAAUGCCUCAGAUGAUGCACCUCCUGAAGACCCCAGUCCGCUGGUCUUCCCGGAUUUAGACCAGCAGCUGCAGCCUCUGCCACCUUGCCAUGACUCCAUAGAAUCCAUGCGGGUGUUCAAACAGCACUGCCAAAUAGCAGAAGAAUACCAUGAGGUGAAAAAGGAAAUCGCCCUGCUUGAAGAAAGGAAAAAGGAGCUCAUCGCCAAGUUGGAUCAGGCAGAGAAGGAGAAGGUGGAUGCAGCUCAGCUGGCUCGGGAAUUCGAGGCCCUGACAGAGGAGAAUCGGACCCUGAAGUUGGCUCAGUCCCAGUGUGUAGAACAACUGGAGAAACUUCGAAUACAGUAUCAGAAGAGACAGGGAUCGUCCUAACUCAUGAUUCAGUGUGAGCAGAAGAGGUCAGUGCUGCCCUGUGCCGGCCAAAAGAUUUUGAUUUGAAAGGGAUAGUGAGUAAAACCGAUGACUUCUCUGUCACCCACAGGACAAACAUCUAUAACGUGUUUAAUGCUUGCCAGAUUUAGUUUGAGAGAAAGAAUAUUUUAAGUAAACUAAUCAAAGUCAGCCUAUUACCAAUCUAUGUUUCUAGAGAUCAUAAUUCUUUUCCAAAGCUUUUUUUUCUUAUUUAGGAAAAUAUGAUCAUAUUGUAUAUCAGGGGAGAAAAUGAUAAAAAUAGACUGUUAAGUGACUCUGCUAUAGGUCAUGAGUUAAACACGAUUAAGUCAUGAAACAGAGCAGUGAGAUCCUCACUGCAGUUCCACAUCUGUGUCUUGAAAUUUCUUAUCUUAAACAUUUCAAUUGUGCUCACCUCCGAGCUGUCAGAAACAUCUCUGCAUGUAGACAUGGAUGGUCACCGGCAUUAGGUUUACUUCUUGCAUGAUUGAUUGUAUUAAGAAUAAAUGGUUGUAUAUCAUAAAAGCUAUCUCAUGAAAAUAUUAGCAGGAAGCAUGUUCGUGCCAAAAGUGCAUUCACCAGUGCUAACUUGCUGUUGUAAUAAAAAGCAGAUAAGGCUAUAUUUUCUCCACCACAUGUUACCUCGUAGUAAACACCUCUGCCUUUGCUGGUGUGUGUUCUGGAAGCAUGCAGGAAAUGGAAAAAUAUUGUUUGGCUAUUACUUUGGUGAAUUCCUGUGAAAACCGUAAGAUCGUAACUAUCACUGUUUUGGGUUUAAGGAGAUGUUUUGGAUCAGUAACAACUCAUAGGAAUCUAUGAGUAAAUUCGGGAUUAAAAUAAUUUCCCCCUUGUUCUACCUAUCACCAUAUUUUCCCAAAUGGAUCUCUUUGCUUUAUGUCCAUUUCUAUUCAUGUAACUUCUUUUUCAUUAAACAUGAAUCAAAACUGUCUGUAUUUUGUCAUUUUCUUAACCUAUGUUGUGCUAAAAUUGGGAUCAGCUAAUCCUGGAAGAAUUUGUUGUUAGUUGUAUCUGAUGUGCCAAAAAACUGGUAAAGUUCCUUUUGGAAAGACUGGUUUCUCAUAUAAACAACUCAGCUCUAUUACUGACUAUGAUGCAUCUUAAGGUAU